ACUUCGGUCAUUUCACCCAAGAUAAUAAACAUCAACUCACGGGUGCAAUAUUGUGAACUAAGGACCUAACGUUCAGGCUAAAGCUGCUAAGAUUUUUUCCUUCUUUUUUUGUAUCUCGUUAUUUAUUUUUGGCGUACUUGAUUUGAUUGUUUGAUCCUAAAAUGAGACGUCCGUAUAUUAAUAAAAUCGUUGGGAUUAAAAGAUUCUACGCCAUGGCUACAGUGCUAGGAAUUCUCUUGGGAAACAGUGGCGGUGUAAGCGAUGGGAGCAGCACAGACUCCAGUUCACCUGCUACUACAAUUCCUUCAUCUGCAGAUAGUUCAACCACAAAUAACACAACAGUUCUUAAUACACCUAAUGCUGAAGGGAAUGAAAGCAUUUCUAGUAGCACCAGCAGCACAGUAAUGUCUACUAAUCAUUUCAUCACCAGUAGUAUAACAGAGCCCAUUACACAACCUAUGACAGAAAAUACGACUCAUGGAAGAAAUUCUGUGGUAACCACAAUGAGCCCUACCGUUUCUGUCACUAAGAAUGAUACAAUUGCCACUACACAUCCCAUGAGUGGAAACACAACUCCAGUAAAUAAUUCUAGCAUCAACAACACUACACAGAUGCCUACUAGUCAUUCUGUCAUGAAUAAUGAAACUGUCAACGCUGUGCCUACUAUGAGUGGAAAUACCGCUGAAGCAAAUAGUUCUGUAGAAACCAGUACCACUAUGACACCCUCUAGUUUUCCUUCCACCACAGAAGCAACUGGUCCCACUACACACCUCACAAGUGUAAAUAUGACUGAGGAAAAUAAUUCUAGUGUGACCAGCACUACAGUAAUGCACAGUAAUUUCCCUACCAUGAAUAACUCAACUGUUGUCUCUACACUUAUUACUAGUGCAAAUACUACUGAAGCAAACAAUUCUGUGGCAGCCAGUACCACAGUAAUGCCCACCAGUAAUUCUACCAUGACACCUAUAACUGCUACAAAUACCACUGAAGCAAACAGUUCUGCAGUAACCAACAGCACUAUCAUGACCACUAGUUUUCCUUCCACUAUUAAUGGAACUAGUGUCACUAUGCAUCCCACAAGUGUAAAUACGACUGAGCCAAAUAAUUUUAGUGCAAUCAGCACCACAAUAAUGCCCACCACUAACUCUACCAUGACACCUAUAACUAGUGCAAAUACCACUGAAGCAAACAAUUCUGUGGUAACCAAUAACUCUGUAAUGACGACAAGUUUUCCUAUCACCAUGAAUGGAACUGGUACCUCUACACAUCCCACAAGUGCAAAUACAACUGAGCCAAAUAAUUCUAGUGCAAUCAGUACCACAAUAAUGCCCAACACUAACUCUACCAUGACACCUAUAACUAGUGCAAAUACCACUGAAGCAAACAAUUCUGUGGUAACCAAUAACUCUGUAAUGACGACGAGUUUUCCUAUCACCAUGAAUGGAACUGGUACUACUAUACAACCCCCAAGUGUAAAUACAACUGAAGCAAAUAAUUCUAGCAUGUCUAGCACCACAAUGGUGCACACCACUCAUCCUACCACAGAUAAUACAACUGUCUUCACAACCCUUACUACUAAUGUAAAUACCACUCAAACAAACAGUUCUGGGGUAACCAGUAGCACUAUAAUGCCCACUAAUUCCCCUUCCACCGUUAAUGGAACUGGUGCCACCACACUCCCCACAAGUGCAAAAACAACUGAAGCAAACAAUUCUAGCCUGACCAGCAGCACAGUAAUAAUGCACAGCACUCAUCCUACCACAAAUAAUACAACUGUCUUCACUACCCUUCCUACUAAUGCAAAUACCACUCAAACAAACAGUUCUGGGGUAACCAGUAGCACUAUAAUGCCCACUAAUUCCCCUUCCACCGUUAAUGGAACUGGUGCCACCACACUCCCCACAAGUGCAAAAACAACUGAAGCAAACAAUUCUAGCCUGACCAGCAGCACAGUAAUAAUGCACAGCACUCAUCCUACCACAAAUAAUACAACUGUCUUCACUACUCUUACUACUAAUGUAAAUACCACACAAGUCAAUAGUUCUGUGCCAUCUAGCACCAUUACAACGACCACUAGCAAUCCUGCCACUAUGAAUGCAACUACUGCUACUGCACCCCUUACAAGUGUAAAUACGACACAAGCAAAUCAUUCUAGUACCCCCAGCAUCAUAGUAACAUCCACUACUCAGUCUAACGCAAGUAUUUCAAUUAUUUCCACUGCACAGCCAAUUACUAACAAUGCCACUCAAGGCAGCAAUAGCAGUACCAUCAGCACCCCUGCAAUGCCCACAGUCUCUAACAGUAAAACAACGUCCACUAUGCAGUCAAGCACUGGAAGUACAUCCCUUGCAAAUAAUACCAGUGCGGGGUCAAAUUCAUCCUCAUCAACAGUCUCUACCAACAGCCCCUCUACAUCAAGUGCUGCUCCAACACAGAUUCCACAAGCGCAGUUCCAAGUUCUCUUCAAGAUUACAAGUGUUAUAUUUAACAACUCACUGAAUGACAACACAUCACCAGAGUUUAAGGCACUGGAACAAAAAGUAGUCACGGAGCUAGAUGAUGUAUAUGGCUGCCUAACCUGCCCUACCCGCAAUACAUACAUUAAGAGCAGAGUUCUGAAAUUCAGCAAUGGAUCAGUGGAUGUCAGCUCUGAAGUGACCUUUAACAACAGUGCGUUGGACACAAAUAAAGUGCUAAACCAAUUCUUAACGAAGACAGAAAGUGGCACAGCGCUGGGAUCUAUGAAAUUGAGUCCAAGUUCUGUGAAAGUUGACGCUAUUACUACUGUACCCACAACCUCCUCCACUACUACGACUGGCGUGCCCACCACUAUGGCCAGCAGCAUAGUGCCUCCCUGGGGAAUUGCUUUACUUGUGCUUACCAGCAUUAUUGUGUUCAUCCUUCUGGUUCUCCUUAUUUGGCUGGUCAUCUAUUGUUGCUUGAAAAAACGAAGAGGAACAAUGAAUGUAUUCACUAUCGGUGGAUCAUAUUAUUCCAUGAAUGACCGGGAAGAAUACCCCAUGUAUACAUCACACACGCAUUUUGAGCCCCCCAAUGGAAGGAAUAACUCCUACUACAUACGCCAGCCAAAAUAUGGUCGAAGCUACGAAAACAAAGGAAUAGACGCACAUGACUUCUAAAGAAGGACUUAGCUGAAUCGAAUAACUUCACUAAAGUACUAAACAAACACAUCAAGACAAUGGAUUCUACCCAAGGCCAACCUUUUAAAAGGUGCAUUUCUAUGUUUAAAUGGUCGACUUGAAUCUCCUACAAAGAUAAAAACCAAGGAACUGAGAUAAAUAUGGAAUCAACGUGACCUGCAAAAAUGAAAAACAUCCUUGAUUUAAUCCCAGAUUAAAACUCUUUUGUCUUUGGGAUAAAGAGAAAAACCAGCUGAAGCCCUCAAGAGAAUGGAAAAUGUAAAAGAAUUCAGAUUUGAACAUGGGAUGAUGGGGAGGAGUAUUACUUUUGUUGUUGGUGGUGGUGGUCAGAAAACUCAGUCAAAUAUUUUUGGUUUACUGACCAAAAACUGACAUUUGCCAAAUGUGACCCUGGUAACAUCUGUUGAUCCUAAUGCAACUGAGCUCUUAGCUGCUAAUAUCAUUUAUUAGAAUUCUUGAUUUACCUGAUUUGGGCUUUUAUCUUGUUUUUUAAUAAUUGUUCAAAAUGUUAAUGGUCAUGUGGUGUAACCAAACCCAUUUAUCCUCCUCAAUUGUGAACCAUGCCCCUUUGUUAAGGCACAGUAACAGCAAGGCCCAUUCUGCCCCAAUGACACAUGUUUUUAGGUAAGCACCUUGCUUUGCUUCAGUGUUCAACCGAAGAAAAUCGUUUUGUAAACUGUGUGGUUUUAAGGUCAUGUUCAUCUAAUAUUUAAGAAUGAUAGCAUUAGGUAUUUUGAAAACGACACAUUAGCCGUAACUGUUGGCUUUGUUUCAUUUCAAUCCAUGCUUCACCUUUUGCUUUCAUCCUAACCUAAGGCUCACUAGCUAACAACUGAUAUUUUUGAAAAUGUCUUCAUACAAAACCACUAGCCUUUAUGGUACCUCCUCAAUGGCAGCACUCCUUUUUGUCAAAGGCUAUAAAAGUACACCUUAAAGAAGUCAAGAUCUGAUGUGGGGUGUCUGCUCACAGUGGCCUGGCACACCAACCCAUGGCACAGAGGAUAACAUUGAGUAACACAUCUCUUAAUCAACACACAAGUGGGAAAAAAACACCACCUGUACUUGGGCAUCAUAGGUAGAGUUUUGAAGGGCAUUUUGACUAUUGGAGAAAAUUGUUUAGUGUCACAAUUGCCAAAUUUAAAUAUUUAAGCUCAGAUGGGUCACCAGGAUCAGUUUUGGGAGCUAUGAAUGUACUGGAAAAAUUAAAAUCAAGACAGACUGACUAAACCGAAACCCUCAAGGCAUUCAAAACAAACAUUUUAUUUUCUAUUUUCAGGAAAACUGAACAAUUUAAAGAGAUUUUAGCUUAGGAACAGGGUGUCCGUUUUGCAUUGGCCUUUAUUUUUUAACAUUUCAUCAGACAUGUCCUAGGGUAACGUUGGGUUCAAAAGCCACGGGUCAACCAAAACACCAGGUAGAUAUUCUUUCUGUCAGUCUCAGCGCUCUGUUGUUUUGGAUAUAUACAAAAUGCUUUUUUUUGCCAAAUAAUUUCAAAUGUAACAAUUCCGACAAACUGAUAUUUCACUUUUUUGGCUGGAAAGUACAGUACUUGGUUGCCUUUUGCUGGCAAAUGCUCAUGUAGCCUUUAUAGCAUUAGGCAGAAAUCACAAAAAAGCAAAAAUGUGAUGAAAUGAGAAUAAGGAGGCAGUAAUUACAUUUAUCUAAUACAAUAUUGCAAGUCAAGACAUUUGAAAAGAAUGCAAAUAUUCAUAUCUUUUUUUUGUUUUUGCAAAAUGUAAAUUAAUGUAUGCAAAAUAUUUUGUAACCAUGCAGGUUUAAAAAAAAAUAUCUGCCAAGAGUUUUUUUCUGCAAUGUUUUGCACAGCAUAUUUUUGUAUUUCUUGUCAUAUAUUUAAGAAUAUUGUUUAAUACGUUUUCUCCACUCUGCUGCUCUGUACAAGCCUGGGUCAAUGUUUAUUUACUUACUGUUGAAGUUUGUUAGAAGCGUCCAUGUGCAAUACACCUGAUGAUUGUUUUU
This is a messenger RNA of Polypterus senegalus (gray bichir), 5138 nucleotides long. RefSeq lists its product as uncharacterized. The coding region runs from base 162 to 3140 and encodes 992 amino acids. The record is from RefSeq and is a predicted model, not a curated record. Lineage: Eukaryota; Metazoa; Chordata; Cladistia; Polypteriformes; Polypteridae. The transcript has 7 exons.